CUACCCUUCGCUCUUCUUUCAAGCCCAGGGUUUUUGUAGGGUUUAGUCUCCAAACCCAAUGCGUUUAUAGCAGAAAGUACUACCCGAUUCCCUGUAUGCUACAUACUAGUGAGCAAAGUUCAGAUAACCAGAAGCAAAACCCCAGACGACCCAGGAGUUAUCCAGGGUUUAAGCUUCAGUGUCAUUCUAAAGCUGUGAUUUUGCCCAAUAGAAAUUCUUCAAUCAAUGGAAGAAAAAAAAAGUACGGAGGUGUCUUGCCUUCAAUUUUACGGGCUCUGGAGUCUGAUGGCAAUAUUGAAAGAAUCCUUAAUUCUUUUUGUGAGAAUUUGAGUCCGAAAGAACAGACUGUUGUACUCAAGGAACAAAAGAGUUGGGAGAGAGUUGUUCGAGUUUUUGAGUUUUUCAAGUCACGUAAGGACUAUGUGCAUAACGUAAUUCACUAUAACAUCGUGCUUCGCGCAUUGGGUAGGGCUGAGAAGUGGGAUGAACUGAGGCUUUGUUGGAUUGAAAUGGCUAAAAAUGGUGUUUUGCCGACUAAUAAUACUUAUGGAAUGCUUGUUGAUGUUUAUGGGAAAGCAGGACUUGCAAAGGAAGCACUUUUGUGGAUUAAGCAUAUGAGAGUUAGGGGUGGUCUUUUCCCUGACGAAGUUACCAUGAAUACUGUUAUCAAGGUUUUGAAGGAUGCCAGAGAGUUCAAUAAGGCAGAUAGAUUUUUUAAAGGUUGGUGUGUUGGGCGGUUGGAGUUGGAUGAUUUUGAAUUGGAAUCUUUUGUUGAACGUGAGCCUAAUUCUGCACCCAUCAGUUUAAAGCACUUUCUCUCAACUGAGCUUUUUCGAACUGGUGGGAGAAGUCCAAUUGCAACAAGCAGAAGUUCAAUGGUUCUUGAUGCCUCUAUUAGGAAGCCACGGCUAACUUCUACUUACAAUACCUUGAUUGAUUUAUAUGGCAAAGCUGGACGUCUUAAAGAUGCAGCUGAUAUCUUUGCUGAAAUGCUAGUGUCUGGGGUAGCACCAGACACCAUCACCUUUAACACUAUGAUCUUUACCUGUGGAAGUUAUGGGAACUUGUCCGAGGCAGAGUCUUUGCUUGGUAAGAUGGACGAAAGGGGAAUAUCUCCUGAUACAAAGACUUAUAACAUAUUUUAUUCCCUGUAUGCUGAUGCUGGUGAUAUUGAGGCAGCCUUGAAGUAUUAUCGGAAAAUUAGGGAUGUCGGUCUCUUCCCUGAUGUCGUGACCCAUCGAGCUGUUCUUCAUACUCUAUGCCAGAGGAAUAUGGUCCAAGAAGUGGAGGCUGUGAUUCUAGAAAUGGAGAAAUCUGGUAUACAUAUCGACGAGCAUUCUGUUCCUCCUCUUAUGAAAAUGUAUCUCGAUGAACGACAGCUUGACAAGGCAAAAGCCCUUCUUGAUAAGUGUCAUCCGGAUGGCGGGCUAUCAUCAAAGACACUUGCAGCAGUAUUAGAUAUUUAUGCCCAGAAGGGCCUGUGGGCUGAAGCUGAGACUGAGUUCUAUGGUAAGAGAAAACUUGUGGGGAAGAAUGACAUUUUGGAAUAUAAUGUCAUGGUCAAAGCUUAUGGUAAGGCAAAGCUUUAUGAUCAAGCCCUUUCUCUUUUCAAGGGCAUGAAGAAUCAAGGAAUUUGGCCCGAUCAGUGCACUUAUAAUUCUAUCAUCCAAAUGCUCGCGGGUGGUGAUAUGGUGAAGGAAGCACGGGAACUCUUGAGUGAAAUGCAAGCAGCAGGAUUUAAACCGCAGUGUCUAACCUUCUCUUCUCUUAUUGCAAGCUAUGUCCGUCUUAGUCAGGUUUCUGAUGCAGUGAGUGUUUACCAAGAAAUGGUAAGAGCAGGAAUAAAACCCAAUGAAGUUGUUUAUGGGUCUUUAAUCAAUGGCUUUGCAGAGACUGGCAGAGUUGAAGAAGCUGUCCAAUAUUUCCGAUUGAUGGAAGAAUGUGGUGUUCCAGCCAAUCAGAUAGUGUUAACUUCCUUGAUUAAGGCUUAUAGUAAGGUCGGAUGCUUAGAAGGAGCAAAAAAAUUGUAUGAGAAGAUGAGGGAUUCAGAGGGUGGUGCUGAUAUUGUUGCAUCAAAUAGCAUGUUAGGUCUUUAUGCAGAUCUUGGCAUGGUCUCCGAAGCUAAAUUGAUUUUUGAUAACUUGCGGGAAAAAGGUACGUCUGAUGGGAUCUCAUUUGCAACAAUGAUUUAUUUGUACAAGAGCAUGGGUAUGCUUGAUGAAGCCAUUGAUGUUGCAGAAGAGAUGAAACAGUCUGGGUUCUUAAGGGAUUCUACUUCGUACAAUAAGGUAAUGGCAUGCUAUGCCACAAAUGGUCAGUUACGUGAAUCUGCCGAGUUGUUACAUGAGAUGGUAACUAGGAAACUUUUGCCUGACACGGGGACGUUUAAAGUAUUGUUUACCAUAUUGAAGAAAGGAGGCAUUCCGGUUGAAGCUGUAAUGCAACUGGAAUCAUCUUACCAGGAAGGAAAACCUUAUGCCAGACAAGCAAUCAUCAGUUCUGUUUUCUCUGUAGUGGGUUUGCAUGAUUUUGCACUGGCAUCCUGUGACGCAUUCAUGAAAGCUGAAGUCGCCUUUGAUUGUUUUGUAUAUAAUUCUGCAAUAUAUGCAUACGGGUCAUCAGGACAAAUAGAAAAGGCUUUAAAUGUGUUCAUGAGAAUGCAGGAUGAGGGUCUAGAACCGGACCUUGUUACUCAUAUUUAUCUUGUAGGUUGUUAUGGAAAAGCUGGUAUGAUUGAAGGCAUAAAAAGAAUUGAUAGCCAACUAAAAUAUGGGGAGAUCAAUCCAAAUCAGUCCUUAUUUAAGGCUGUCAUAGAUGCAUACAGACACGCCAACAGACAGGAUCUUGCCCAACUGGUUAAUCAGGAGAUGAGGUUUGCUUUUGAACCAAAACAAUAUUCUGAUUCUGAAGAAGUUGAAUACGAGAUGGAUGGAAGUUCUUAGACCGCCUUCUUAUCUGCAAUACUUGUCACUCUUUUAGUGAAGUUGUAUAGAGAGUGAUUCGUUCAAAUAUCCAAGUUUAUAUAUGUACAGAGGAUGCAAUAUCCAGGUGAUGGAAAGCAGGAAAAUGUUAAUAGAGGAAUAGAACAAUAUGCCUGUACACCUUAUUUAUCCACUAUUGUGAAAUGUUGAUUCUUGAACGUGUAUUAUUCUGUUAAAUUCUUCUCCUCCAGCAGAAUUUUUGGCUUCAGACUGUA
This is a messenger RNA of Carica papaya (papaya), 3196 nucleotides long. RefSeq names its product Pentatricopeptide repeat (PPR) superfamily protein. Lineage: Eukaryota; Viridiplantae; Streptophyta; Magnoliopsida; Brassicales; Caricaceae. Gene Ontology annotation, molecular function: mRNA binding; protein binding. The record is from RefSeq and is a predicted model, not a curated record.